Messenger RNA from Trichoplax adhaerens, 4485 nucleotides. RefSeq lists its product as uncharacterized. The record is from RefSeq and is a predicted model, not a curated record. Lineage: Eukaryota; Metazoa; Placozoa; Uniplacotomia; Trichoplacea; Trichoplacidae. The transcript is spliced from 4 exons. Bases 1 to 4485 code for a protein of 1494 amino acids.
AUGGCCGACAAUACCAGUGAUCAAGAUUGCCUUCAGGGAGCUCAUGCUAUUGAUGUUCUAUCUAGUGCUAACCAACAGGAUUCCCGUCGAAUGAAGUUCUCCAAGCUUAAAGUUGACGGCUUGAAAAGAAAUUUUCAUGGAAUUGUGUAUCAGUUAGGUUUACUCACUUUGGCAGCUUGGCGUGCUCGCCAGCGAAAUUAUCCAUUUUAUCUGUGCAGCGAAGCAACAGAAUUUGAAAAGUUUGACGAUUUAGUCAUCGAUAGUGGAGAUAGUAUUACAUUCCUACAGGCCAAGCACGCUUCGGUAGGCGAUCCCUAUUCUGCUAAAGAUUUUUGCGCCGGAAAAGAUCAGCCUGCUAGCUUAGCCAAAUAUUUUGAUUCAUGGAUGAAAUUAAGAAAUGGAAAAUUUGCUGUAAACAAUCAAGGAAAUCGUAAAACAUGUUACUACAUCUUUUUUACUAAUCGGGAUGUUACGGAAUCGGAUCAUUUCUUGAUAGAUUGUAUGAUUCCGGAUGAAAAUGAGUACUUCCGAUUUAAGAAACUACCAAGGCAGCCUAAAACAGUCAAGUUUAAGACGGGGCAAAGCAGACAACAAUUUAUCAAUGCAAUCUAUAAUCAUUCUAAUGAAAUGGAAAAAUACGAAUGCACCAUAGUGGAUAUUACUGAUGAUAUAAUCGAGUUGAAAAUCGUUCAGAAUGGUCAGUCUUUCAAUAAGCCGCUUCUGAUAAGUGUAUUACAAACAGAAAUCGAAAAUGCGGCAACAGCGUUAAGCCAAUACUUAACAGAGGCUGGAGCUCUAAUCCAACUAGCAUUAAAGAAAGAACCCUUGGAGAACAUCUUACUAAGGAAAAUGAAUGAUCAAUCGAAAGAGUUAUUCAAGUCACAUAAAACAGAAAUUUCUACUAAAAUAAAUUCACCAGAACUUGUGAUUGCUGGCAUUUUAGAUCAGGAAAUCAAUCAAUAUCUCGAUGAAUUUAUUAUUAAACAGAUGCAACCUGACGUUUCUAAUCUUUUGCAAAUAAUCCUUGAAGAAAUUCAAUUGGAUGUUCAUUUUGCACCAAGGCAAUUAUACCAUGCUUUAAUGGAUAAAAUUCUUAAUUGGUUUCGAGAUCGGCAAGAAUCUGUGUUAAAGGCAGACAAAUUUGGCAAUUUAGUUCAAGCAGAGAUGGCAGACUUGGAGCGAUUUUAUCUUCUAGGUGAUACACAGCAAUUCAAGAAAGAGUAUGAAAGCUAUAAUAUCUCCUGGACAAACUUUCACAAUCCUCCGUUAUACGAUUUAUUCCUCACUCAGGCUGGGAAAGGUUAUCCGCUGGCAAUCAUCACUGGUAAAGGAUUAAGGCCAAGAGUGUACGCAACAAUCAAUCGGCUUUAUCAAAACAAGUUCAUUCAUGACGGCGAUUGGGCUUUUCUGACUAUGCAUCCCUCGUUAAAAAUUAGUAUACCAAAGGUUUUUGCUGGCGAAUCAAUCCGAUUUAUCGUUAUUGAUUGUUUAAAUUGGUCCGAUAAUGAUUUCCUUCCAAUUGUUGAACCCAUUUUACAAGCUGCAAUUAGUAAUAGAAAGCUAUUAGUGUUACUUGUUGAAGACGAUUAUGUAAAUACGUUAAUGAAAACGCUUCGGGAUUUUCGUAUCGGUAACAGUGGAGAAGGAAAUAGCGCGCCAACAUCAUCUAAUCAUAUUCACGGUCGAGAAAAUCAGUCGCUCAAGCCUCAGCACAUCAUUAUCGGAACUCUGACUGCAGAUGAAAUAGAGUCUGUGUGCACACCAUUUCUAGAUCACUACGUAGUAUUAAGUGGGAAACGUUAUCCUUUAGAAACCGUUCUGAAAGACCAAACAAGCAAUUUGCGAAAAGAGAUGGAUACCUACCUUGGCCAGCUUAACCAAUGCGGUUACGUUUAUGAAAACGUAACCGCUAUUUUUAUAGAUCAAGGAACUGGAUCAAUCUGUAAGUGCAGGGUCAAGUUUAUUAGCGUUUCUUGUACAGAUACUGAAUUUAACUAUGCAACUGUUACCGAUCAAAGUUCACAUUAUAUAAGCCUCCCAAAGCCUGCCUCUUACUACUUUAAUGAUAAUGAUGAAGUGAUAACAUUAGGAAACAAUCUUAUCGAUCAUCAACGAACACGUUCAAUCGUAUUAGCGAAGGCUGGCUGUGGAAAAACUUCGUUAUGUUUACACAUAAAAUAUCGAUGGUUUCAGCAGAAACCAUCUACGAUUACAUGGAUGAUUUAUGUCCAUUUACCACAACUGAAUUUAUCGUCAUCUCCUACACCUGAUAGUAUCUUUACCAAGCUAGCGACAGAUAUCGAUUGGAAAAGUUGGGAAUUAUCUGCUCUAGCACAAGACAUGAAAACCAAUUCUAAUGUUACAUUAUUGCUCGAUGGUUUCGACGAAAUCAAAGACGAAAAUCAAGCCCAACUAAUCAAUCAAUGGAUCAAUGAUAUUUCUGAUAAAGUACAAGUUGUUAUAACUUCUCGAUGUUAUGCUGCCAACAAAAUAUCUUUAACUAAAAAUGUUCGUAUCAAUUCUUAUAAAUUGCUAGAAUAUACGGACUCCCAGCGAGCACAAUAUAUUGAAGAGUACGUAAAAGCCAUUCUUAAAACGCUUACAGUGCCUAAGAAUAAGCUUAAUCAUAAUUGCAAUCAAGUAAUUGAACAGAUUAAUAAAUAUUUAAAAUCCAUCAGCGAUAGAAAAUCAAAAAGCUUACUAGGGAUUCCUUUGGAAAGCUAUCUAUUCUGUGAAAUAUUAAUACCAUCUAUUCUGUCAAGUAAGGAUAAAGACUACGAUAGGAUGGAGGCUAUUUCUACAGCCACACUUCUUCAGCAAUUUAUCCGCAGAAAAUUGCUGCUUUUUCUUUAUAAGCACAUGAACAUUAAUGAAACUACAGUAUUACCAAGGCCACAACGCAUUUAUGCCUUGACAUCCAGUUAUUUCGAACUAUGCUUGGUAUUUGCUUUUCGACAAGCAUUUCACUUACCUUAUAAGUUUAUUGGUCCGUAUUUUUAUCGAUCUUUUAAGACCGAUGCGAUGAUUCAAGAUUUGAAUGAUACUGGGCUGCUUUCAGUCUACAAUCAUGGCCAACAUUACUUUAAAUUUUCCCAUGAAACCUAUCAAGAAUAUUUUGCAGCAUUAUUUGCCUUAAGAGAGAUCGUCUCAGACGACCAACUGAGCAAGAACGUUAAAAAUAUCCUUCAAAAACAUCGUUACAAUCCGAAAUAUAUGCUAAUCUUGUCAUUAGCAGCGCAAUUAAGUAUGACAGGUGACGAUUUAAUACCUAGAUUUGACUCCCAAAAUGAUAAUCAUCAACUUGCGUUAUGGAAAGUUUUAUUUGAUGAUGAUUCAGAUAUAUUAGGAGCAGCGAAGACUAACUUGGCUCAAGUUUGUUUUAGUCAAUUUUCAACCGAUCAUCGGCAAAUUUUAGAAACGAAACUAAAAAAAAAGACCUGGGGAAAGCAGGUACUACAAUGCCUAAGGCAACAUUCAUCAACGCAAAAUUUAAACGAUGGUGAUGCUAUGCAAGACGAUGAAGAUGCCCGUUGGCGAGCAAAUUCAGCUUUGAGCGCAAUUCAUUCAUUAUAUCAUGAAAAUCUGGAACCGAACGCUAAACAUGCUUGUCUGAAAAUAAUGCCAUAUUUUAUUAAACAUCAAGCAAAAUUAAGCUCAACGCAGAAUUUGAUUUCUAUCAUUAAGAGUGCUCAUAGUGUAAUUUUCAAUGAUUUUCUUCAAUUACAUGAUUGCAUCUCCAAGAUUUCAUUGAACUAUCUAAUCGUAAAUGAAUGUGAAGAAUAUUUCAAACAUCCAAUUUUAAUCUUUAGGUCAUUACUAUGGAUUGCAAUGAAAAUUCCUUAUGCGGUAAAUGUGGAGAAUGAUGAAAUUAAGUUUAUCUAUGAAAGUAAUCAUUGCUUGAAAGUUGGAAAUGGUACUCAAAGUCAAAUUUUUAAGGAACUUCAAAAGAUUAUCUUGAUACGCUUAAAAUCCGGCAGUGAUAAACAAACUAUGAUUGAAAGUAAUUGCAGUUGGGCUAAUUUAUUAGACGAACAUACAAGAGAAUAUCUAGAAAGAAGCCUAUAUCCUGUUUUAGCAGAAAAAGAUGAUUUAAGUAGUGUGCCUGAUAAGUUGAUGAAUGAUGGAGAUUUAGCAUUUGAAGUUUACAGCAAAAUAUCUGGAUAUGAAUUAAUUAAUGAAAAUACAGUAAAUGCACUAGUACACCUUAUCGGAAACUACAAAAAUCGCUUCUGGCCAAGAGAGGGUGGUAUUGAUGCUGUUAGUUAUGUGGGUAAAUACUUUAAUCAACAAUUUGCAAAAUUUUUUAUAGAGCGUGCAAAAUUGUAUAAAGAUAAUGCAAAACUUUGUGAAACAGCUUUAACCACUAUCAAAGAAACACUUGAAAAAAUACCUAGUCAUGAACGUGACCAUCACUACGACAAGGCUGUUCGUGCUUACGAUAAUUGUUUUCCCGCUAUACACGCUGAAAUACCAGCAUAUCGUUGA